UAUUUUAGCACCAGUGCAGCUGUAGAUCAGCACCAGUUCAUCUGUCCAGUGUGUCUGGAUCUCCUGAAGGACAGUCACAGUCACAGUUAAGGUGUGUAUUAAUGGUCACUGGGAUCAGGAGGAUCAGAAGGGCGUCUACAGCUGUCCUCAGUGCAGAGACACUUUCACUCCAAGGCCUGUUCUACGCAGAAACAACAUGCUGGCUGAAGUGGUGGAGAAACUGAAGAAGAAGACCGACAUCCCAGAUGCUUCUCCUGCUCAAUGUGACACUGGACCUGGAGAUGUGGAGUGUGAUCCCUGCACUGAGAGAAAGCGCGAAGCCUGUAUGUGCUGUAUGAUGUGUCUGUCUUGCUUUUGUUUAAAAAAAAAUAGAACCAAAUAUACAAUAUUUGAUGCAGAAAAGAUCUGCUCUGAACACAACAAGAUGAUUGAGAUUGACUGCUGCACUGAUCAAAGCUAUAUUUGCUCCUUGUGCAUGUUGAAUAAACAUCAAGGCCAUGCUGUAUCAAAUGAAGCUGAGAAACAGAGUGAGUUAAAGGAGAAGCAGAAGAAGGUGCAGGAGCUGAAACAGGCUGUGAACACUAUAAAGACAGCAGUGAAGGAAAUCGAAGCUUGGGAGGAGACUGAACUGAGUCGACCUCAACAUCAGUCUCCCUCAUUUGAUGGAGUGAGGAAUUCUCUCUCAGAUCUGAAGAAGAGACUCGAGGAAUUCUGUGAGGAGGAAUUCAACCAAAUCCCUCCACAUGUGGAGAACGCUCAGAGUUUACUCACAGAGCCUCAGAGCAGAGACGAGUUUCUGAAAUCUUCGUGUAAAUUCAUCCCAGUGGGCACAAACUCGUGGAAACCACGUGGAAAAGACGUGUUUUCACCACGUGGAAAAGACGGGUAA
This is a messenger RNA of Clarias gariepinus (North African catfish), 889 nucleotides long. RefSeq names its product tripartite motif-containing protein 29-like. The record is from RefSeq and is a predicted model, not a curated record. Gene Ontology annotation, molecular function: zinc ion binding. Bases 197 to 889 code for a protein of 230 amino acids. The transcript has 5 exons. Lineage: Eukaryota; Metazoa; Chordata; Actinopteri; Siluriformes; Clariidae.